AUGGCAACAAUCUUUGAUAUUUUGAAAACAUUAAAUAAUAAUAAUAAUAAUAUAAAUAAUAAUAAGAUUGAAAGUUGUAAACGACAAUACACAGUUAAUAAAAGAAUUGAUAUAAUACCAUCAAUGGAUGUAACCAUGACAAAUGAUAAAUUAAUCAUUGAAACAGAACUACCAGGUGUUUCAAAGAAUGAUAUCGAUAUUAAUAUUAAAGAUUCAAUUCUCAUCAUUCAAGGUGAAAAGAAAAAUAACAUAAUCAAACUACAACAACAACAACAACAACAAAGUGAAAAAUCAUCUCAAUCUACAAACAAUAAAGAUGAUGAUGAACCAUCAAUUGAAGAAUAUGAAGAUGAUACUAAAUUAAAGUCAAAUUUAAAUAAAAAUACUGAAAAUAAGGAUGAAAAUAAAACAACAAGUUCAAUAACCAAUAAAAAGUUUAUAUCAGAAAGAUCAUUUGGCAAUUUUAAGAGAUAUUUAAAUCUUUCAGAAAUAUUAUACCAAUUAGAUUUAAAUUCAAUCAAUACUCAAUUUGAAAAUGGUUUAUUAACAAUUACAAUUAAUAAGAAAUCUGAUAAUUUUCAAAUAAAAUUAAAAUCAAUAUAA
Messenger RNA from Dictyostelium discoideum AX4, 603 nucleotides. RefSeq names its product heat shock protein Hsp20 domain-containing protein (gene hspG2). The transcript has a single exon. Bases 1 to 603 code for a protein of 200 amino acids. Lineage: Eukaryota; Evosea; Eumycetozoa; Dictyosteliales; Dictyosteliaceae. The record is from RefSeq and is a predicted model, not a curated record.